Astrephomene gubernaculifera is the source of this 3496-nucleotide messenger RNA. NCBI's taxonomy places the organism in Eukaryota, Viridiplantae, Chlorophyta, Chlorophyceae, Chlamydomonadales, Astrephomenaceae. The record is from the annotation of a GenBank genome assembly.
CGAGCAACGUUACUUUGCGUUAGGAAACUGAUAAAGGCAUUGCUUUGGCGCAUUGCGGGGAUGCCUGCUAUACAAAACGAAAAUGGCGACAGUCUAUCGGUGUGGGAGUACUCUCCUUGGCGCUCCUUCAUCCGCUUUGGUGGACAAUCGGAUGCGGACGAUCAUCCUUCACAUGGGUCCGGACGCGUGCUGCCCCAAAUGUUCCGUGAGGACGUGGCGCAGUCGCCGGCGGACGCCACAGGUGUGCGGGACAUUUUCGGCCGUGCCCUUGACGCUGCGCGAAGCAAGAGAAGCUUUGCUUCGGCCGCUGACCUCUCGCGGAGCAUGAAGCAUCACACAAAAAACGCUACACGUGUGAUGGCGGAGGACAACUACAGGUGGGGAACUGCUGGCCGCUUGUACAUCGGCGGUGGCCGUCUCGCGGACGACGGAGCAGGGUCCACUUCCGACGAAGACAGCGAUGCUGACGAUGAUGGCUCCAUGGAUGGGGACCAUGACUACAGCGAGGCAGAGGAAAGCUAUGCGCCACUGGAGCGCAGCCAGGGCAGCACUUUGCAUGCGAGGGGCCAGUACCCCUCUGCCGCGGCCCGCAUCGGCGCAGUAGACCCCGAUGCCCAACGGGACGACACUAGCCCGGGACCACGAAACCCUGACAACCAGACCUCCGGCCCCCCAGGAGCUAACCCCUCGCCCCCAAAGCAACCGUCGGUACACUCCCGCUUUCGUACCGUUGCCACGCUCGCCGCCGCUGCCUCCCACUGGCGCAACGCCCGCAGCUGCCCUAACCUUGAGCUGCCUUUCCCCAUCCCAGGCGCUCAAGUGACCCCAGGCAGCGCUCAACUCACGCCAGGCGCUCCGCAGACGCCCGCGGACUCCCGUCGCGGCCUAGCGACCCCGCUGGGGCUGGCGAGGUCCGACUCGCAUGCACCCAGCCGCAUGCAGCAGGUCUCCAACGCUGCACCCCCGGCAGCAGGUGGCGGCACCAGCUACAGCGGCGGGGUGCCAGCAGGCACCCCUCCUGCACGCCUGUUGGCGCGGACCAACACGAUGACCAGCAGUGAAUACGGCAUGGCGUCCGUCCCGGAGGAGCUGACCCCGCAGCGGCGAAUGCGCAGCAUGGCAAGCCUGCAUGCGCUGGCUGGGGCCCCUCCCGGGGGUGGUGCACCUGCUGCUGCUGCUGCUGCCGUACCGGCAGGUGGCGGCGCCACGCCUGUGCUCAUGCGGUCUGGCAGCAUGGCCUCUGCGAGGCUUCUACACGUACAGGCUGCUGCCGGUCCUCCCCGGCGCGGCGCGGAGUUGCCCGCACCUCGCACGCCCCUGUUGCAGCACAGCAGCAGCAUGUCUAGAGGCCACGGGGGAGCCGAGGGGCCUGGGGCCUCGGGUGGAGGCAGUGUGGGCGGCGGAGGUGGCAGCAGCAGCGGCAGCACAGCGUGGGCUGCACAGCGGGAGUUCGCGUCUCAGCGCAGCAUGAGCCAUGCCAGCCGUCGGCUGAAUCUACCUGUAGCUGAUGCUGAGGAGGGGCGCACUGGCCCAGCCAGCGAGGUGGGCCUGAUGCGCAGCGGCACACUCUCCAGGUCCAUCCGGGCCGAGCACCCCGCCGCGCUGACGCCCACUGCUGCGCACGCCAACACCGGCAGCUAUAGCAACAACCCCACGUCGGCAUCGCCGGGUUCCCGCUUGGGUGCUGCCAACACGCCUGCGCUGUGGCGCACGGAGAGCCGACGCGCCGCGCAGUCUCAGCCGCAGCUGCAUGGCAGCGACGUGAGCAGUAUGCCGCCUGCAUGCCGCAUCGCGCCCGCCGGCGAGUCACCCAGCGGCGGCGGCGGCGGCAGGGGGGUCAUGGGUCGGAUCAAGGGAAUGUUCCAAUAAAGGCGAAUCUCAGCUGAAGGGGUGUCGGGCGCGCGAACGGUACGGGGGUAGAGUACGGUUUACAUUUCAUGUGUCAUUGGGGGUUGAAAAUUCAACAAUCUACGGCUACUACUGCGACGGCUACAGCACGCCGUAUUUUGUGGUCUGGGUAUGCAGGUCCUGGGUUUUUGGUAUUGCUCAGCUUUUCCUUUCUCUGUUGAACUGUUGUUGUUGCGUUGCCUUUAGCAUGCAUGGGUGAUGGGCUAUUGUCCCAAUGGGCCGCAUGCACAGAGCGAGGUGCAUGGCUGCGGGGAAGAUGUGACCUGACUUCAGGCCUAAGCAUGUUCUAUGACGAGUCAACUAAUGCGUGACUGGCAGGAUCCUAUGGGGCCGCUUGCAUGUGUCUUGUGAUGUAUCUUCUGUAUCUACUGACGUUGCCGGUAUAUGACACAUGGUAUUGUGCUUGGAAAGCUGCACCCCAGCAAAGCGCGCUGCAAGAAUGCGCGCCGGGAUCAAUUUAUGAAGAGUGUCUUACCGUCCUUGUUCCGUUUGAUGGUGACCGUCCUUGACCCGUUCAUGGUGGGUGUCAAUCCUCUUGUCGUUACAGCAUUCAUUGUUUGGCCUAUCUGCGUCCUUCAUCUGCGGCAUACGGGGUUCUUGAGCAAGAACUGUGCAAGAACUGUUCCACCGAACAUGAGCGCUCGGUUGGCUUUGGGUUAACGGUUUGUUUUUCGACCUGCAAGUUGUUCUUGUUCUGUCUUUUACCACCGCCACAAGAAGGAGCGUCUUAAGUGGAAGGAACGUGUUGGUUGUUGAUGGGGUUUGCGCAGUUGAAGGCGUGUGUGCGUGCAACUGGGAUGGUAGUUUCGAAUCCGCACCCGGUGCGGCGUGUCGUGCGACGUGCGUGUGCUGUCUGGACGACCCGGAUCGAUCCCUGUGGCUUGUGGGAUGACCCUAACUGAGAGUAGCGUAAGAAGUGAGUGGCUUUCAGCUAUUGCCACCUCAACGCACUGGUUUCAUCCUGGCUGGUGUCCCACAGGAGCCAUGUAUUCUCGUUUGAAUGCCCCUUCUUGCUUGCUAGCUGCUGCUGUUGGCGACGGUACCGUACAUGUCAGGGCGAUGCGGGCAAGAUGCGCAGGGUGCACGCACGUGAGCACUUCAAUGGACGGGUAUUAUCUUGUGGGCGGAUAGUUGCCGCAGGAUGCUGCACUAGCAUGGCGGGGUAGCAUGGUUGGCGGAGGGGUGGCGAUGGGGAUGUGUUGGGAGUGGCAUCGGUGGGGCCUGCUUGUAGGGGUGCCCGUUACCCAUGAGAUGCCUAGUGCAUGCAUUCAAAAUCGCAUGCCAUACCUUCUGCGUCCCUGCCGGUUCUGUCGACUAGUUUUUGCCAUCAAGUUAAGGCAUGGAGAUAACGCUAUGGAUAUGCCGUUGGUAAUUGUACAGUUGGUGUUGCUGUCCUCAAUUGCGUUUCUAUAGAACUGCGAAAAGGGCAUUGGAUUCCAUACGCCAGCACCUGGAUUGCGCGUUUGGGUCGGGUAUUUCAAGGCACCACCUUUGACGCCACCACACUGCUUGAAGGGCAUUCUUAGCUUACACUAUAACUCACAGACGCUUGCAGGCCUAACCGAAGGCAAGCAUCCAGCAGCGGGAC